Loxodonta africana (African savanna elephant) is the source of this 555-nucleotide messenger RNA. RefSeq names its product keratin-associated protein 26-1. Gene Ontology annotation, cellular component: keratin filament. Lineage: Eukaryota; Metazoa; Chordata; Mammalia; Proboscidea; Elephantidae. Gene Ontology annotation, molecular function: structural molecule activity. The transcript has 2 exons. The record is from RefSeq and is a predicted model, not a curated record.
AUGUCUUACAACAACUGCUGCUCUGGAAACUAUAGCUUUCACACCCUUGGGAAUUCCUGCCAUGAUCCUGUCACCUCACCCGAUGUUCUCUGCCCCACUGAGGUGGGCUGUGAAGAUGCCCUCUGCAGCCUGGGCAGCAACACAAUCCAUGUCAACUGCCAUGAGCCCUGUGGUGAACCCAUGUGCUGCAGAUCAACCAGUUGUGACAAUAGUCCCUGCAGCGCUUUUGGCUGUUCUCUGAUUGGUUCUGAUAUAUCAAGAUCCCGUCAAGGAAUUGGCCGUCUUCCUCUCACAUCCCAUGGUUCCAGUUGCUGCCCCCAGAACUGUGUCUCCUAUGGCUGUCAUAUAUUGAGCUUCAUCUCCUGUGACUGCUGACCACUGAAUUUUGUGACCAGCUCCUGUCAUCAUUUGAGUUACCUCUCCUGUGGCAGUCAACCUCUGGGUUAUGUGCCCAGUAGCUUCAGGCCCCUGAACUGUGGAUCUAAUCGUUUUCAACUCUUCCCCAACAUGUACAACAGUUUCCAACCAGCUUGUUCUUCCUUUGGAGGCUGGUAA